GCUAGCUCUAGGUAAUGUAAUUUCAGCUCUACGGUCUUGAUUGUUGAUGCCGAUGACCGCGACCAACGGUCAGAAUUAGGGUUCUCUUGGUCGUGAAGAGAUCCUUCGAUGCCAGGUGCGCCAUGGCCGAGACUGUGUCUUUGGGGUUUCCCAUAGCUCAACCCAAGCAAGCGGUGCCUUCAGUUUUCUCCAACCAACCAUACAACCCUCAAUCAAUCCUCAAUCAAUCAACAUAGUCGAGUCAAGCUUUGACAUCUCAUCACCAUGUUCUCGUUUGUUCGCACAGUGGCGGCACUUGUUGUCCUGUCCUUGGCGAGUCCUCCAUUAGUUUGGGCGGGCGAGCAAAAGGAUGUGACGUUAUUCAACGAAGCCGGUCUUUCGAUAGAUGUCUUUUGGGUGCAUCCUCAGAAUGGUGGCAUUCACAAGAUGACGGCGGAUGGCGAAGUGAUCAAGGAUGGAUUGUCCAUCCCGCUCAAGUCGUUUGCCGGACACGAAUUUGAAGUCCACGAAGUACCCAAUCCUUCCACGGGGGAGUGUGAUACCACCGACAGUAAGACGUGUCGACGAGCCAUUUUUCAAGUCACUCCGUAUGAUGAUCAGGUCAUCUUUAUCACUCCCAAUUUUGAAGCCGUCAUUGAAGAUUCCAACACCAAAGCCCAAGCGGCCGCCGGAGACUUAGUGCAAGACUGUCACAUUCAAGCCAAACGAAAAACACCCGCCGAUCCCUCGGCCGAAGAUUUGCAAAAGAGCAUGCUCGGUCUCGUUCAGUGUGUCGAAGACAAGGUCGCCCGCAAUCUCAUCAAGAGCAAUGAAGAAGUCGCCUUUCAAGCAUCCGUUCGCAAAGACAUGGCGGCCAAAUUGGAAAAUUAUACUUGCGACGAUCCCGAUCAUCCCACGUCGGCGCCCGUCCGCGAUGAAAUUUGGAAGACGGCCAAAGACGGACACCCCCGCACCGUGCACGUCAUGCACGAUCGUCCCGCCUCCAAAAUUCACGUCGUCGAACACUUUAUUGAUCCCGAAGAAUGCGAUGCCAUGGAACAUGCUGCCGAACCCAUUUUGCAUCGCGCGACCGUAGCGGAUGGAUCCGGUGGAUCCAAGUAUUCCGAAGCCCGCAAAGCCAUGCAAGCCGGAAUUAAUGUCAAGUGGGAAAAGGAAGCCGACGGGGAUCCGAUUGCGCGAUUGUCACGACGGGUCUACGAUUAUGCCAAUCAUGUGCUGGGAUUGGGAUUGGAACAUCAUGGACAAGAGGAUCUCAUGAGCAUUCAGUAUUUUGGACGUGGAUACAAUGACACCGAACCGGAUCGCUACACUCCGCACUGUGAUGGAGAUUGCACCGGAUUGAAACACAAGCACGGCACCCGAAUGGCAACCAUGGUCAUGUACUGCAAAAUCCCUCAACACGGAGGUCACACCAACUUUCGCAACGCGGGCAUUCACAUCCAACCCAAAAUGGGGAAUGCCAUUUUCUUUGCCUACAUUGACCCCGACACCAAAGUUAUGGAUACAGGCUUCACAGAGCACUCGGGAUGCCCCGUCUUUGAAGGAGAAAAGAAGAUUGUGACGCAAUGGAUCCGAUACGGGGUCGACAAGGAAAACCCUUGGGAUUCCUUCAAUACCUUGGGAAUCAAAAAGUCGGAAGAGAAUGAUUAUUAGAGAUAGUUAGUUAGGUAGUUAGGUAUAGCAUACGAAUUAUCUAUAUAUAUAUAUAUAGGUAGCAGCCCACUCUCACUUCAUUCUAAAGAGCGUUGUCAUUUUGAAGA
Molecule: messenger RNA, 1760 nt
Organism: Seminavis robusta
Lineage: Eukaryota; Bacillariophyta; Bacillariophyceae; Naviculales; Naviculaceae
Source: the annotation of a GenBank genome assembly